AUGGGCCUGCUGACGAUCAUCAGGAAGCAAAAAAUCAGGGACAAAGAAGUGCGAUGUCUUGUUUUGGGGCUGGACAAUGCAGGCAAAAGCAGCGUGGUCGAUUGGGUCCUGUGGUCAUGCACGGGCAAAAUACGAAGCGAGGUCACACCAACUAUUGGGUUCCGUAUCCACACCGUCCCCUUCGCUGCGCGAAACGUACAAUUGUGGGAUAUUGGUGGCCAGUCGACGCUGCGGCCUUACUGGGAUAACUAUUUCGACAAGACCGACGUUUUGCUGUGGGUCAUCGACGCAACGGCGCCCCGAAGAGUCGACGAGUCCAUCGCAGAGCUCACAAAUCUGCUCAGAGAUCGUGACAGAAUCGGCUACAAUUGUCGGAUCAUUGUCCUCUUGAACAAGGUGGAUUUGGUAUCCGACGCGGCGGACCUCGCAGCGAGCCUGGAACAGCAGCUGCAAGACAUGCUGCGGCUUAGCAACAUUCCUCUAUCGAUGCGCCCAACUAGUACCGUCACGGGACAGGGCCUCGAGGGCCUGAUGCCCGAGGUAGUGGCCGAUGCGCUGGCGGUCCCAGAGCCACGUGAUCAUCACGCAACCACUGCAACUGCCUCUUCCACAUAA
Lachancea mirantina is the source of this 615-nucleotide messenger RNA. The record is from the annotation of a GenBank genome assembly. Lineage: Eukaryota; Fungi; Ascomycota; Saccharomycetes; Saccharomycetales; Saccharomycetaceae.